Messenger RNA from Vigna umbellata (rice bean), 1609 nucleotides. RefSeq names its product protein PHYTOCHROME KINASE SUBSTRATE 1-like. The record is from RefSeq and is a predicted model, not a curated record. NCBI's taxonomy places the organism in Eukaryota, Viridiplantae, Streptophyta, Magnoliopsida, Fabales, Fabaceae. Gene Ontology annotation, biological process: phototropism.
GUUAACCUUUCUCCAAACUCCUUCUAUUUUUAACCUACAACUUUUUUUCCUUCAACUAUGGCUACCAUUUCAUCCACUGCCAACACCAGCUUUCAUCAGUUACAUACUUUCAACUCUGAGAACAAUAACAGUCACCUCUAUGAUGCCACUUUCUUUCCAUAUUUGAAUGGCAACGAAGGGACCAUUGUAGGAAGGCUUGGUGAACCAACCCAAAAGCUCAAUCCAUUCACCAGCACCAAAAAGUCCCCUCUUCAGAAGCUAGAAAAGAAAGAAGAGAAUGGAGAAAUCGGAGUGUUUGGAGCUGAAAAGUACUUCAAUGUAGGAGAAUCUGAGACCCCUAGAUCUGCCAGCAGCAUAUCCACUUCAAAGUACCUGCACCAGAGAGAUGAACCAGUGCCUCUAGCAACUAGAAAGCACACACUUCUGUACGGAACUCCAAGCAUGCGUUCUGAAUCAACUAGCAAUAGCCAGAGUGCUUUUCUGCAGAGUGGGAUGAAAAAUUCUUUAAGGAGUAAAAAAGAUAAGUAUCAAGCCAAGAGCGUUCUUGCUGGUCUUGGCUUCAAAUGCUCUUGUUCUGGCAAAGAUUCUGUUGAUGCAGGUGAAAUCAGUUUUAGCAAAACUGCUACUUACGGUGCAGUUCAUGGCAAAACAACAAGAAAGCUGGUGGAUAUUGCUGCUAUAGAUGCUAGCCAUUCAAUUAAAUUAAGCAAGCCUAAUGCAGAACUCUUGAAAAUCAAUAAUGUUUACUUCCAAAAGGAAGAGAAUUUUGGGGUGGGAGUGAACAGCAGAAAGAACAGUCUGCAAUUCUCGCCCAUGAGUUCUGCCUCAGGAAACCAAAACCAUCUUGUCAAAAUGCAAGCUCAACAAGAGGAAGAAGAGAUCAAACCAAGGAAAUCCUUGGAGGUGUUUGGGUCCCCCGUACUGAAGAAUAAGAUAAAGUCUUUGAGCUUUGACAGAAGGAUGGAAAUGUCCUCAAGAGAUGGUGUUCCAAGGACGGAAGAAAUUGAUUCAAACUACAUGAAUGAUGCGGCAAGUGAUGCAAGUUCGGACUUGUUUGAGAUCGAAAGCAUAAAAAGCAAAACCAACCCAUUCUUUGCAAGGCAAACAUCAGAUGCUGCUUCCGGGUGUGUGAGCCCCACAAAUGGUUAUGCACCGAGUGAGGCAAGCAUAGAGUGGAGUGUGGCCACUGCCAGUGCUGCAGUUAUGUCAGACUUUGAAGAACAGAUGUCAGAAGUAACCAUAAGGAGUCCAAUAAGGACAGCAUUUACUUUAUCAGAUGGAAAAACAAAAGCUUCUAGAGAGGUUCAGAGAAGGCGCCCUAGCAUGCUGUUGGGUUGCAAGAGCCACAAAUCAGUUAGAGUUGCCGGUGAUGCUUUCAUAACAUAUGAACAUCCAAGUUCUACACCCAAAAUUAGUAACAGGACUAAUACCUCUCAGAUUGCUAGGUUUCCUUCUGAGACCAAACCGGGAAACUUUGGUGCAAAAUAUGGACAACAACAUCACACUUAUGCCGCAUCACCACUGCAGCAUUCUCACUCACCACAUGCCUCAAAACUACUAUACAUUUAGCAUGGUAUUUUUCCCUUGGAAUUUGUUCAAUUAUGGUGAG